AUGUUUUUCUUUUUCUUUGGUGGUCUUGCUCCAAAACUCAAGCGCCUACCAACCUCUCUUUCAGCACGCUGUCCAAAUUGCUUGGACCGUACUCCAACAAUGCAUCAAUAUCUCUCGGAACAAGAACUCACAAUCUUUUUCAUGCCAAUCGCGUCAUUCGGCAAAAAAACGUUAUGGGUUUGCGAGAAUUGUCAUUGGACUGAGAAAAAUCGUCCGGAUGAGGAAAGAAUUCGACAGAUUGAGCAAGAAGAAAUGACUCAACAACCUGCGCCUUUACCUACUUGGGGAAUUCGGACGUGUCCUUCUUGUCAAAAGGAAAUUAAUGUGUCAGGUCGAUUUCGAUUCUGUCCGUAUUGUGGAAAUGAGAUUCAACGAUAA
Molecule: messenger RNA, 378 nt
Organism: Ambispora gerdemannii
Lineage: Eukaryota; Fungi; Glomeromycota; Glomeromycetes; Archaeosporales; Ambisporaceae
Source: the annotation of a GenBank genome assembly